This is a messenger RNA of Nicrophorus vespilloides, 2093 nucleotides long. RefSeq names its product RING finger protein 44 (gene mura). Bases 331 to 2067 code for a protein of 578 amino acids. The record is from RefSeq and is a predicted model, not a curated record. The transcript has 8 exons. Lineage: Eukaryota; Metazoa; Arthropoda; Insecta; Coleoptera; Silphidae.
AAAGAUGGUGUUUUCGCUUCGUAAUGUUGGCAGCACUCUAGAGUUCCCCACUAAAUGGACGGAGUAUUACUACUACUACUACUGUGCUUCCUCCACCAGUGAGGAAGAGAGUAGGGUGUUCGUAGCUGAUUUCACAACAAGAAGAAAGAGGAGAACAAACGGACGAAAAAAAAAGGAAAAGUGUUCUCAGUGCUUCCGAGGCGAGAGCAGCGGAAUUUCCACGGCGAGAAUCGGAUUCAGAUUGGAUCGUUUGCGGAGCAGCAGCACAGCCACAGCAGUGACGGAGAGCCAGACGAUCACCCUUUUGUGUUUACAUAGGCAUAAUUCAGGAUGAAUCCGAACAAUCAUGGCCAGGCCCGCAGGAACUCCACCAGCUUCAACAGGCACACCAACCCACCCAGGUCCAACCAUGGACACAACCGGUGGUCCAACAGAUAUGGCAAGGAGUACGGAAGGGAGUACGACAAUAGCUUCAAUCGAGGGGAAUGCUCUAUGGCCAACAACGGCAGUCCGAAGGAUACGAGCUACGUGCACGGCUACCCCAAAUCACAGUUGAGUCCCGUUUUGAGGAACAACCAUUUGCACUACAAUCAGGAGUCGACAGGUCAAGAUAGAAGACAUAUAAAUAAUGCGCCGGAGCGGAGGCAGAGCUACGCCCCUGAUCGAAGGCACAUGAAUAGUAUAAGUGAUAGGCGUCACAUAUCUCCACCGUUGCGUAUUAAUAUCUGUGAAAACAAUGGUAGUCUGCUGGGUUCUCCUCAGUCCGAUCAUCAGAGGCCGCUGCUGGACUUUAAUCAGAGGCGGCACGCAAGGGUUGUUGCAGAUGUUAGGGUGAGUCCGGUCCAUUUCCAGCAACAUUCCCCGCCGUUCUAUGGAAGGCAGAGCAGCGAGGACAGUAUUAAGAGCGAGAGUCCGUCGCGCAAAAGAAGAAGACUUUCCCGGUCCGGACAUCACAUCGAGUUGGCGUCGCAACCGGCCUCGCCUCCGAGGAGAUCGCCUAGACAGCAUCCGCCCUCUACGCACACGGUUCAGGGCAGUCCACCGUUGAGGAGGGCCCGGUAUCGCGAUCGCAACGACUUCAAUCAUCCCACCUUCCUGCCGAGUCCGCCCCCCAUGCCCAACCCACACGCCCAUCAGUCCACCGUGAUGAUGGACAUGAACCACCAAGUGCCGGUUACCAUACCCCUACACAAUCACCACCAUCAUCACCAUCACCACCACGAGCCACCGCCACCUCCGAUGUGGAGUUAUCCGGCCGCUCCGCAUAUUUCCCUUUGCACCGGUGGACCCGGAGCGCCUCCCCACGUUCACAAUUGCCACCUGUACCCGUCGCAGUUGUUGCCGCAGCAGUUCAUCGCUCCCAGUUACGGUGGAUUCGGAUCACCUCCCCCGACAAAUCACUAUCAACCGUUGCCACCCCCACGUUCCGAUAACAUUGAGAUGGAGUUACUGAACGAUCACCACGGGAACCACGCAGGCGGAGGCGGAGUGGCUCUGCAUGUGCCAACCCUGCAAGUGUCGCAGCCCGUUUUCCUGGGAUCGGAGGCUCGAGGACCUACCCAGCUGGAUAUGAGAACGAGGCGCGGCACUCGUUUGCCGCCUCCACCACCGCGUCCACGGUGGCCGCACGGUGGACCGCCCCCAGCCAUAAUGGCCGCCCCACCUCAAUACUCCGGAUUCCUGUUGCACUUUUUGGCAAUGUUCUCAAAUCCUCCUUUAUCGCCAUUCAGCCAAACCGAGCUGAGCAGUUCGGAGUCGGUCGGCGCCGAGACGGAGAACUACGAGGCUCUGCUCAAUCUGGCCGAGCGUCUGGGCGAGGCCAAACCCCGGGGCCUGGCCAAGCUCGAGAUCGACCAAUUGCUGAGCUACAAAUUCAACGCCGACACCCAUCAGGGCGACCAAACCUCCUGCGUGGUCUGCAUGUGCGAUUUCGAAGCGAAGCAGCUGCUGCGCGUUCUGCCCUGCUCCCACGAAUUCCAUGCGAAAUGCGUCGACAAGUGGCUUAGAUCCAACAGAACUUGUCCAAUAUGCCGCGGCAACGCCUCCGAAUUCACGGUGGUCGAUUAAAGGACGAGCAUAAUAAUUAAAAAAAA